AAGCAGCAGUAGAGCAGUAGCAGUGUGAUCUAGGUGCGGGAGUGGGACAUUAUUAUCCCUUGAGGGGACCGUCACCGCUCAGGCCACAGGGCGAGAAGCAGCAGCCGCAGCAGUGAGGAUUUCCUGUUGUCAGGACAACGCCGGCCGCCGCCAGCCUGCCCGCCGCCUGUGUCUGAGGAGGAGGUGAGGCUGGUCAUGUGGGGGGAGCAAGAUGGCGGCCAGGAGCCUAAGGGAUGCGGCGUGACUGCCACCCAGGUCCAUCCAUUCAGAUGAUUUCCAGUCCAGGCUGCAAGAAGCAUCGGGCUCUGCGGGGUGUAGUUGGCACGAAUCAGCAUGACCAUGGCUCUGACGCUAUUUGAUAAUGAUGAGUACAGACCACCUGUAUGGAAGUCAUACUUGUAUCAGCUGCAGCAAGAGGCUCCACACCCCCGAAGGAUUACCUGCACACGUGAGGUGGAGAACAGGCCAAAGUAUUAUGGAAGAGAAUUUUAUGGUAUGAUAUCAAGGGGUGAAACGGACCAACUACUGAGUGUCGCAGAGGGCAGUUAUCUCAUUCGUGAAAGUCAGCGGCAGCCGGGAACAUACACUUUAGCGUUGAGAUUUGGAAACCAGACUAGAAACUUCAGGCUCUACCAUGAUGGAAAACAUUUUGUUGGAGAAAAGCGAUUUGAAUCCAUCCAUGACCUGGUGACUGAUGGCUUAAUCACUCUGUACAUUGAGACUAAGGCAGCAGAGUACAUUGCCAAGAUGACCAUAAACCCAAUAUAUGAACAUAUAGGAUACACAACUUUAAACAGAGAGCCGGCACACCAGAAACAAAUGCCAGCUGUGAAAGAGGCACAGGAUGAGAGGGACUCGUCUGGAGACGAUGUUAUAUCCGAGAAAAGGUUAACCUCGCUGGUCAGAAGAGCAACACUAAAGGAAAAUGAACAGAUUCCCAAAUAUGAAAAAGUCCACAAUUUCAAGGUACACACAUUCCGGGGGCCUCACUGGUGUGAAUAUUGUGCCAAUUUCAUGUGGGGGCUGAUCGCUCAGGGAGUGAAAUGUGCAGAUUGUGGUUUGAAUGUUCACAAACAGUGUUCUAAGAUGGUUCCAAAUGACUGCAAGCCAGACUUAAAACAUGUCAAGAAAGUUUACAGCUGUGACCUCACCACUUUAGUUAAAGCACACAAUUCAAAGAGGCCAAUGGUGGUGGACAUGUGUAUACGAGAAUUAGAGUCCAGAGGUUUGAAUUCGGAAGGAUUGUACAGAAUAUCAGGUUUUACUGAUCUCAUCGAAGAUGCCAAAAUGGCCUUUGACAGAGAUGGAGAGAAAGCGGAUAUAUCUGCAAACGUGUAUGAAGAUAUUAACAUUAUAACUGGUGCACUGAAACUGUACUUCAGGGAGUUACCAAUCCCACUGAUCACAUAUGAUGCUUACCCGAAGUUCCUCGAGUCUGCAAAGGCUGUGGACCCAGAUGCACAGCUGGAAGCUCUUCAUGAAGCAUUGAAGCUCCUACCUCCUGCACACUGUGAAACGCUACGCUAUCUCAUGGCCCAUCUGAAGAGGGUAACUCUUCAAGAGAAGGACAACUUAAUGAACGCAGAGAAUCUUGGCAUAGUGUUUGGACCAACUCUCAUGCGUGCCCCAGAGCUAGACGCCAUGGCAGCUCUAAAUGACAUCCGCUAUCAAAGGCUAGUGGUGGAAAUGCUCAUCAAAAAUGAAGACAUUUUAUUUUGAACAAGAUAUCAAAAUAAAAAAAAACCAAGAACAGUAUUUCUGGAAAAUGAAGGAUUGUUCCACAGUACAGAAAAGUGAUCUUUUACAGUCAACAUCGCCAUAUUAAAGAACUCAACGCCUACGCGCAGUGGUUCGGCCAUUUUGUGGACUGGGCUAUCAUUUAUGUGAAGGAAAUCUUUUAAUUCAACUGUAAACAUCCCGGAGGCAUGAAGCAGUUGGCGGAGGUCUCCAUGUUGUGGGAUAAGCCAAUAUUUAUUAUCUUGAGACCUGUCCGUUCAAUAAAACAAUCCCUGAGGCAGGAGUUGUUUCACAGAGGUUGCCAUAUUUGUAGGGUGAACCAAUAUCCGCACUUGUGGAAUCCAUUAGAAACUAGCCACAUAACAGAGGCUUUAGGCACAUUAAAAGCGCUUUUUUGUGUGUUCACAGAACAAAAAUGAAGCAGUUUUUAUAAUUGUUUUAACUGUGGCAAUCAGUGCUAUUGUAAAAGCAGUAAUGUCUGUUUUGCUGUUACUGCUCGGUGUUUACAGAGUAAUAGGAAUUGUAAAUGGCUGCAUGUAUGCCUCCGUUUUUGUCGGAGCUUUCCUUACAGAGAUAUCCUCUAACUAAACGGGUCGUGACUGUAAAUCAGCAUGUUUUCCCCCUAGUGUAAGAUUAUUGUGAUCCUGGCUUUUAUGUUCCGCAUAAUCCGAUUAGGAUAAUGAAUUUGUGAAACUGUUCCUCUCUUUGAUGACAUUUGUAUCGCACAGUUUUCCUUUGAUCAUUUUCUAUUGUCAUCCACUUUUUUUUUAUGUUUUUUUAAUUUCGCAGGUUGUUUUUGAAAUCAAGAGCUUGAGUUUUUAUAAUGUUUACUGACACUUUUGUGUGACCGCAGUUCAUGCUGCAAUGUUCCAUUUUUAAAUGUAUUUUUGUAUUUUUCAUCCGGCAUGCACCUAUUAAUUUAUUAAACCUAGGUUUUAGAAAACA
Molecule: messenger RNA, 2682 nt
Organism: Pseudophryne corroboree (corroboree frog)
Lineage: Eukaryota; Metazoa; Chordata; Amphibia; Anura; Myobatrachidae
Gene: CHN1
Product: chimerin 1
Exons: 14
Coding region: 334-1719 (461 amino acids)
Biological process (GO): positive regulation of GTPase activity; signal transduction; regulation of small GTPase mediated signal transduction
Molecular function (GO): GTPase activator activity
Source: RefSeq, a predicted model, not a curated record